AUGGCGCUUGCGCGCGCCCCGCGGGGCUCCCUCCCCCUCCCUCCCCAGAGCGCGGCCCCCACCCCCGCCACCGCCGUCCCUGGCCGCCCCCGAGUACCGCCCCCGCUGUCUUGGGCCGCCAGCUCUGCGCCCCCACCCCCGCUUGCUCUGCACCCCGCCGGCGAGGGAGGAGGGGCCCGCCUACGGCAGUUCCUCCCCGCCUCCUCCCACGCCCGGAUGCCGCUGGACGGCCGCCCCGCCGUCCUCAUCCGCGCGCGCGAGCUCCGUGCCCGGCGUAGAGCUGCGGCCAUGGCGUCCGCGUCCGCCACCGCCGCGGCCGCCGCCGCCGAUGCACACCGCGCGCACGGCGCCGAUGUCGACACCGCUGGAGCAGGGGAAGGACGAGCCGCCGUCGCCUCCGCACCGCCCGCGGCGCUCCGGCCGGCCUGCCUCCGCCGUCCUCAUCCACGCGCGCGAGCUCCGUGCCCGCCGAGGCCGCUCCUCUCCGCCGCGCCGCACCGCGGUCGGCCAGCCGCGGCCGCUCCUCUCAGAUCUCGCGCGGCCUCCACCACUGCGGCCAUGGUCUCCACCGUCGUGGCCGAGCUUGCCGGCAUGGAGAAGAGGGAGGGAGUUUAUGUUGAUGAUAUAGUGAUCAUUGGGGAUGAUGUAGAAGAGAUCAAAAAACUGAAGGAAAGGCUAGGUAGAGCCUUUGAGGUAAAGGAUCUUGGACCACUUCGAUAUUUUCUUGGAAUUGAGAUUGCUAGCUAG
This is a messenger RNA of Panicum virgatum (switchgrass), 747 nucleotides long. RefSeq names its product translation initiation factor IF-2-like. Lineage: Eukaryota; Viridiplantae; Streptophyta; Magnoliopsida; Poales; Poaceae. The coding region runs from base 1 to 747 and encodes 248 amino acids. The transcript has 2 exons. The record is from RefSeq and is a predicted model, not a curated record.